Antechinus flavipes (yellow-footed antechinus) is the source of this 2922-nucleotide messenger RNA. RefSeq names its product KLF transcription factor 10 (gene KLF10). Lineage: Eukaryota; Metazoa; Chordata; Mammalia; Dasyuromorphia; Dasyuridae. Gene Ontology annotation, biological process: regulation of transcription by RNA polymerase II. The transcript has 4 exons. Gene Ontology annotation, molecular function: DNA-binding transcription factor activity, RNA polymerase II-specific; RNA polymerase II cis-regulatory region sequence-specific DNA binding. The record is from RefSeq and is a predicted model, not a curated record. The coding region runs from base 82 to 1536 and encodes 484 amino acids.
UGGGGGGGGUGGACAGACGGCGAGGAACGCUGUAGCGGCGGGAGCGGUAAGCGUGUCUCUGGAGCGGGUUACUAGCCAGCCAUGCUCAACUUCGGGUCUUCCCUGCAGCAGCCUUCGGCAGAAAUGAUUUUUGAAAAACCAAAAGAAGGUAGAUGUUCCUGGAACAAUUCUACAGAGAAAAGUGAUUUUGAGGCUGUAGAAGCCCUUAUGUCCAUGAGCUGCUGCAGUUGGAAGCCUGAUUUCAAGAAAUACACUGAAAUUAGACCAAUUACACCAGCCUCUGAUGUGUCCGAGGAAACUGAGGAGGGCUUGCUACCUGGCACAGCCGACUUCCAUGCCAUACCAGCAUUUUGUUUGACUCCGCCCUAUAGUCCAUCAGACUUUGAAGCCUCCCAUGUACCCAAUUCAGUGGUGUCAGCGCCAUCUACCGGACACUUUAAAUCAUUUGCUGACACUUCAAAGCCUCUCCGUGGGGGUGAUUUUGAAGAGAAUGAUAAGGGCCAGUUACCAGCGCCAAGGCCUUUGAAAGCUCAGGCUACAAGUGUAAUUCGUCACACAGCUGAUGCUCAACUGUGUAAUCACAGAACCUGUCCCAUGAAAGCUGCCAGUAUGCUAAAAUACCAGGACAAUGUUUUUAAAAGAAGAUCUCACCUAAGUGUUGAGACAACAAGGAAAAAUGUGCCGUGUGCAGCUGUGUCACCGAACAGAGCCAAAUGUGAGAGCACCACGGUGGCCCACGUGGAAGAAAAAGCAGGUGCUGCUCUAAGUGACAUUUCCGUGCCUUCUUCAGAGACUGUCAUCUGUAGCCCCCAGCUACUUCCUGUCUCCCCAAAACAAAAGUCAGUGUUGGUCUCCCCACGUGCUACAUCAGCAAGUGGAGUUCCACCCGUGCCAGUCAUUUGCCAGAUGGUUCCGCAGAUGGUCCCCCUCCCUACAAACAACCCUGUUGUAACAGCAGUUGUCCCUAACACUCCACCUAGUCAACAGCCAGCCCUUUGCCAGCCUGUUGUGUUUAUGGGAACACAAGUCCCUAAAGGUGCUGUCAUGUUUGUCGUGCCACAAUCUGUAGUCCAAAACCCCAAACCUUCAGUGAUGAGCCCAAAUGGCACCAGACUCUCUCCCAUUGCUCCUGCUCCAGGUUUUGCGCCUUCUACAACAAAAGUUACGGCACAGAUUGACUCAUUGAGAAUAAGAAGUCACAUUUGCAGUCACCCAGGAUGUGGAAAGACUUAUUUUAAAAGUUCUCACUUAAAAGCCCACAUGAGAACACAUACAGGAGAAAAGCCUUUUAGCUGUAGCUGGAAAGGUUGUGAAAGGAAGUUUGCCCGCUCAGAUGAACUCUCGCGACAUCGCAGAACACACACAGGCGAAAAGAAGUUUGCCUGUCCUAUGUGUGAUCGGCGAUUCAUGAGGAGUGACCAUUUGACCAAGCACGCCCGUCGCCAUCUGUCUGCUAAGAAGCUCCCCAACUGGCAGAUGGAAGUGAGCAAGUUAAAUGACAUUGCUUCUCCCUCAGCACCUGCUACAACACAGUGAAAGUAAGAGCACCUGAAGACAACAUCAGAACUAAUGUUGGUCAUAGCCACUAUCAGCAGUGAUGUAAAAGUGCUUCCACUCCGGCCCGGAUGCUUUGGGGCUCUCGGGGCUUCUGGGGCAAAGGCCCACUCUGGGUUAGAGAUGAGAAAAUGCAGAGAUAUGGGCAGAAUGGGGGCCGGGCAUUCACAGAAAGGCAGAUUUCAUUUGCACACGAGGAGGGAAGAGAGUCUUUCCUUCUUCUGAAGGUUUCUGAUCAGGACAACAGGCAGCACAGUUUUUGAAUUGGUGUGCCUAAUGUGUUAGCACAUUUGAUCCCAACUUUGAGUGGGAUCCUUUUAAAGUACUUUGUGGUUUCAAGAGAGUAUAGACAAAAAAAGAAACAUGGUACAGAAGUAGACAUGUAAUGUUGGUUUGCAUUAAUUACUGCAAAUAUUGUCAUCUUUUCCUAGCUGAGUAAUUAUCUUGUUUCUUCGUAUCUCUAUAGUUAGUGAAUGCAGUUGUCAACUUUUAAUUAGUACUGGCAGUUUUCCACAAUUGGACAAAACAAAGCCAUUUGUGGCUGGAGAGGACUACCUAAACUGGAGACCUCAUAAAUUUAAUUCUAUUAAUGUAUAGCUCCUUGUGUUUUACUUUUUGUCUUUAGUCAUGAAGUUAAAACAAAUGACUUUUUAAGCAUCUCACGAUGUUCUAAACUUUUAGUUUGCCUGCAGUUUCCAGUGUAGAAUUAAAAAUUGUUUAUGCCAUUGUGUUUUCCCUAAACUCUUGAGAUACGCUGCACUUUGUGAAAAAAUUAUCUGAAAAUGAAAAAAAUCUUGCAGUUUUAAGAAGGGACAUCAAAAAUAAGUUACUCUUUGAAAAAUGGUUCUAUUAUAAGUAAAAAAUUCUUAUAUAAUAAGGAUAUAAUGUGUGCUGUAUUGAACUAGAAAGUUAGUGGGGGAGGGGGGAUUAUUGUUUAAGUUAACAAAAGGACAACCAAAAAAACUGUCCUGUUUUAGGAAUUUUUUGGGUAGAGGGGAAGUGGGAAUAAUUAGUACAUAACUUUCAUUAACAGUAUUUCUAUUAUAUCCUGUUGUAUCGUGGAUGUUAUACACAGUAGAGCAAAGUGAGCUGUUUGGCAUAUACAAUGAAAUUUUUCAUUAUAUUGUUUCUUUAGCAUUUUUAUAUGUAUCAGGUUUAGUUUUUAAACAUUCAGGUAAAGGCCAAAAAGCAAUAUUACCUCUUCAAAUUUUUUCUUAAUAUACAGUUUCAAAACUUGGCCCCAUGGGAAACAUUAUAGAGAAAUUUCAUUGUAAUGUCAAAAACAUUCUUGUGACUACUUUAAGAUUUGCACAAUAUUUCUUAUGUUGUACUUUAUAUCUUGUUUACAAUAAAUAAUUUUCUUUGCUA